This is a messenger RNA of Colletotrichum orchidophilum, 990 nucleotides long. RefSeq lists its product as uncharacterized. Gene Ontology annotation, biological process: polysaccharide catabolic process. The record is from RefSeq and is a predicted model, not a curated record. Lineage: Eukaryota; Fungi; Ascomycota; Sordariomycetes; Glomerellales; Glomerellaceae. Bases 1 to 990 code for a protein of 329 amino acids. The transcript has 4 exons. Gene Ontology annotation, molecular function: cellulase activity.
AUGCCUUUCCUCGGCUUCCGCUGGGUCGUCAACUUUGUGUUGCUGGCCGUCCCCAUCGGAGCGACACUCGGUAUCCUCAUUGGAAUCGAUGCCAGCAGAAGCUCAAACGGACAGUCGCCCAUUUUCACCCAGCCCGACAACCCGGGGACGAUACCAAAGAACAAUGGCAUCACGGCCAUGGUAUCAUGCGACAAGGCAAUGGGUCUUCACCCGCUAUCCAAGGGUCAGGAAUACACACUGAACCCGAACCAGUGGGGUUGGACCGAAGGUACAGAUGGUCUCUUGUGUAUGAACGUUACCACAUUCAACAACCAGACCUACAACACCGACUUCAGCGCCCCCGAGUUCUAUGUCACAUGGCGGUACCCUCGUGGCCCCGAGACGCAACCCGUCCACGCUUUCCCCAACAUCAAGGUUGACGGCAGCAUCCUCCCGGUUUCCAUUCCCACGCUCGCAAACAUCAACGUUGACGUGGAGUGGUCCUACUCCGUCGGCAACUACACCACCGACGGCGCUGCGGCGACGAACACGGACGAGACCGCGCUGACCGACAAUGACACCAACGCCAACGUCGCCAUCGAUAUGUUCUUAGACGACGACAAGACCUCGGCGCAGGACAGUACCAAGGCAAAGUACGAGGUGAUGGUGUGGUUCGGCACUUUUGGCGCCGCGACACAGCCCAUUGGUUACGAAAACGGCGCGGGCGUGGUCACCUCGGAGACCAUCAACGGAACUACAUUCCAACUCUUCUAUGGACAGAACAGUCUGGACCAGUACGUCUUGACCUGGAAGGCCGCGGCGAAUGUCGAGCACUUCAUCGGCGAUCUCUCCCCCCUCAUCACGAAGCUCACCUCCAUGACCCAUGCCAACUUCCCCACGACCGCGACAUACCUGGGCUACAUGGGUCUCGGUUCCGAAACGCUCUCUGCAACCAAUGUUGUCACGUUCCGCGUACCGACCCUGUCCCUGGAGAUCAAGGCAUCAUCGUAG